Thrips palmi is the source of this 4025-nucleotide messenger RNA. Its product is annotated as zinc finger and SCAN domain-containing protein 22-like. The record is from RefSeq and is a predicted model, not a curated record. Gene Ontology annotation, molecular function: DNA-binding transcription activator activity, RNA polymerase II-specific; RNA polymerase II cis-regulatory region sequence-specific DNA binding. Gene Ontology annotation, biological process: regulation of cytokine production; regulation of immune system process; negative regulation of transcription by RNA polymerase II. NCBI's taxonomy places the organism in Eukaryota, Metazoa, Arthropoda, Insecta, Thysanoptera, Thripidae. The coding region runs from base 174 to 2501 and encodes 775 amino acids. Gene Ontology annotation, cellular component: nucleus. The transcript is spliced from 7 exons.
CUACAUCUUAAAAACAUGUAAACAAAGUGAUGUGUUGAACAGCGCUUCCUUGACUUUAGUCAGAGGGAGUUUCAGGACCUCUUGAGUCGAGUUUUCCACCGAAACUACUGCCGUGGAUACUAGAAUUAACCUGGCGGCUUUGCAAAUUCAAAGCAGAAAUGCAAUGAUGCUCUAUGGUGAUGGAUCAGCGCAGGGAUGGUGUUGAACUCUUGGGAGACUCGGCGCAGUAUGGACUGAAACAUAUGUUACCUGAGUGCUUUGUCAGUGUCAAACUCGAAACCUACGAAGAAGGUUCUUGCAGUGACUUGCAACAGUAUCCAGUAGCUCAAAGUACCUCUCCAGAAAAUUCUUCUCGGACAGGAUUUAUUUCUGGUCGUGUUGCACCACCAACUGAAGACUCGUCUUGUUCUCAACCUAGUUCUACUAGUGGUGUUCUUAACGCAUCAUCCAAGCAACUGUGUCUACCGCCUUCGUCUUCACACAUCAUUUAUCAAGUCCCAGCCCCAACCGCAAUCAUGCAGCAAGCAGGCGGCCAAUCGCAAGCUGCUCAGGCGUCAUCACAAGCAGCUCAAAUUGCUCAUGCAGCUGAAGCCGCUCACGUUUCUCAAUCUGGUGGAAGAGUCCCACAAGCCCCAGGAGCUCCACCACAUUUUGCUCACUCUCAUGCGAGAGCCUCUGAAAUAGCAUGGCUGUCUCAUGCAUAUGUAGAUCAAGGGGCACAGCAUUUUCACCCCCAUCAGAUGCCAUACCUUCCAAAUGAUGCAACAUUACUAUCUUCAAUACCACCUACACAAGAAGGAACUCGUCUUGCUAAGCAAAGUGGAGAGAGCCAACCAGGACCUCAAACUGUCAGCUGUAGGGCUGAAAAUAAUCCUCCCCCUGUUGGUGGUGUGGCACCCGGUGACUCCGCUGAUAGUAAUGCUUUCAUCAGUUACGUUUUGAACCCCCAACGGGGUGUGUCAGCUGCUGGUAUAUUUUUAUUUGAUGCUUCAAGAGGACUACCAUCACAAAGCCCGCACCAAAUUCAGCCUGGCAAUGAAGCUGGGAGCAGAACUAAUGAUACUCACAAUGGCAGAUCUGUAGAAGAAUCUAUUCGAGACAACUCAUCUGAUUCAACUAGCACUUCAGAAUCACCCAAGCCUGGAGAUACUCACCUUGUGUCUCGUUCUUCACAAACAAUUGUGACCAUGUCACAGAUUCAAGAUAAUCCCAUUUUACCUGAUGCGAAGAUAAUUGUUAACGACGCUUCAGCCCCUGAAAUAGCAGAACAAGAGGACAACAAGGACAGAGUCUUCGCUGAUGCUGAUGGUGAGGAUAGCGAGGAGGUGUCCAGCAUGGAUUCAGAGGGGGAACAAGCCUUUCCGCAUCAUCAUCAGAAUUGUCAUGGGCGUGAAUGUGUAGGUGACCGGUGCAAUGGAAGUGGUGGGGGUUCAAAGGCACCUGGUGCACGGGGGGGUCCAGCCCACGGUGCAUCUUCAAGUCGCAGAAAUGACGACAGUGAAAAUUUAGGCAGCACUAACUUCCCAUUUUUGGACAGUGAGAGACCAUUUCGCUGUGAUAUAUGCGGUAAAACUUAUGCAUCUCAGCAAGCUCUUGUGAACCACGAUCGGUACCAUCGUGGUGAACGACCCUACGAGUGUGAAACAUGUCACAAAGCAUUUGCCACAAAUUCACACUUAGUGACACAUCGACGCACUCAUACUGGGGAACGCCCAUUCCAGUGUCAAUUGUGCCAACGUUGUUUUGCUGAUAGGUCUGCUUUUGUAAAACAUGAGCGCACUCAUGGUCCUAAUGGAGCUAUUGUCAAGCGAUAUAAGUGUGAUGAGUGUGGCUCUGGUUUUGUUGAUUCAUGUGGCUUAAAGAAGCAUAUACGCAUUCAUACAGGUGAAAGACCAUAUGUGUGCAAUGUAUGUGAAAAGACCUUCUCAACAAGUUCAACUUUUGUGGCACACAAACGAAUACAUACAGGAGAGAGGCCAUACAAGUGCGAGUCAUGCGAUAAAAUGUUCAUAACUAAAUCUCAUUUACUUACCCACCGUCGAACACACACUGGUGAAAAACCUUUCACUUGCACAGUGUGUAAUCGUUGUUUUGCUGAUGGUUCUAGUUUUCGGCGCCAUGAACGUCUUCAUACUGGAGAGAACCGCCAUAUUUGUAUGCAGUGCGGCCGUGGCUUUCCACUAGAGUCCUCUCUUGAAAAGCAUAAACAAACCCAUGUUCAGUCAGGUUCAUUUUCGUAUGUUUAUGAAAAUCGUAAUGAUCUGAAUUGCCUAUCAUCUCAACAGCCCCAAAGUUGUGAUGUGCAGGGAAAUCGUUCAGGGCGAAUCUCUCUUCCUCAGGUCAGAGAUAACUCUGAUCGAAAUAGUGGUGUGGAUUUGUCUCGUGAAAUCACGGACGAAGUAAAUAGAAACAAUCUUUGUGCUGUUGCAUCUCGAGAAAUAGAUUGCGAAAAUCAAAGCUCUCAUUCAACGAUUAUGGUUUCUGCCAGGGAAAUAGCAUAAAUUAUUAAUUCAAUAUUUUGAAUAUACCUCUAUUACACUGAGCAAUAAUAGUUAACACUUGCAAAAAAAAUUCUUUUUCUGACUAUGUUUUUUCUGUGGUUUGGUUGGUUUGGAUUGUUAGCUCAAAAUUUAACCAGAUUCAGUCAGAGCAAACCCAAGUGGCAUGAAUUCCUUGGUUUGAUAUGAACUACAGCAUGGCUCCAUUUGAUUUAUCUUUACUGAGAGUGAGAUAUGGAGCACUUACUAUUUGUCUGUUCAUAUUUGCUCAAGUUGUGAGAAAAAUCAGUCUCUAAUAUGUGUUAAUUUUGUGGUGCAUCCAAAAAUUUGUUCCUUGUUAUCUGAUGAAAAUGCUUUUAUUAUUUAAGUUUUCGUUUCCUUAAUUGGCCUCAUUUUAAUGUGUAAUGUGGGCCUUAUUUUAUGAUUUUAGUUGCAGUUUGUUUCAUCUAAUCUAUGUAUAAAGUGUAAUACUUUUUUAAAUGUUUAUUUUACCUUUGGCUAUUGUUAUGUUUAAGGUAUAGUAAUGCUUUGAGAGACUAGUUGAAUGGUAUUGGAAUUGAUUGUUACAGACUUCUUAACCUUAGUGUGUUGCUGUAGGUUCACCUAAUGAGACUUAAUCUGUAUAGGUUUAUAUUUUUUUAUUUUGGAGGUGUUUUCCAACAUGCCGUGGAAUCAUUGUAUACCAUUUAUUGUGCAUUAAUGUUCAGAGACAUCAUGUAUGAUUAAUAUCUAUACUACCUAAUGUAAUAUCUUGCCUUUUUCUAGUGGCUUGAUUUUUUUACUGGUACAUUACUCUAAUGGCAGUGAGAUUAAUGAGCUGCCAUUGUUUUUGACAGCCUCUGAAUGUAUAAUAGCGUGACACUCCAAUUUUAAGGAUUGCCUUCUCUGAAUCAGCAUACCUUCAAGUGGAGAAGCUUGCUGUAUUGUAAUUUAAUGCUAAACAAUUAAGAUAAUGUUUGAACACAGUAGAUAGUUGGCUCCUAGGUAGAAUACUUCUCCAUUUUGAUAAAACCAUUCCUGGUUGAAAUUUGUUUUAUUUUAUUUUUUUGUGCUCCUUCUUCCUUUCCAUCUCUGACAGGUAUGAUGCAACUGCGUUCUUUACAUACCAUUGCAUCUUCUUCUGCUGCUCCAUACUCAUAGAUAUUUGUCUUUUUCUCUUGGUCAAUUUGACUUAAUGAGCAGAAGAGUACCAAUUGUGGUCCAAGCAGUUAAGUUGUGGGAAAUUUGACCUGAUCUUAAUCUCACAAUCUAGAAGUUGUCCAUUUUUUGGUAAAGGUAUUGAGCAGAUUAAGACAGUCGACAUGUCUGCAUGAUGGCACAUACUUUAUCACUAAAUACAACUUUGCCAUCACUUCGUUUAGUUUUAUUGUUAUUGUUACCAUGUGAUGUCAAAAUCUGUAUUGAAUAGCCCUGGUGCAUGCAGUUUUCCUUGCUGGUUAAAUUCAUUACUAUUUUCAGUUUGCAACUUGUCUCUCUCUGACGAACAGUCUAGGUGAUACAUGGAAUAAAUAUAAUAACAACAUUGAA